AUGGAUGUUAUGGUCCAGACGUUCGUGAAGGAUGAUAAAUUGUGCAAGCGAUAUGCGCAAUUUGCAUCCGAUUUAGAUCGAUGGCAUUUCAGAAUCAUCUACUGGUUCAUGUUUGUGCUGAAUCUCAUGAUUCUAUUCGUUGCAUCAUGGACAUAUACAAAGGGCCAAGAAGCCAUCGCGCUAUACAGCCAUGACCCACGAAAGCGUUCAAGAAAGCUAGUCAAGUACAUGUUGAUGUGCCUCGCCUGCGUAAUCGUGUCGGCUGGCGUCGUCAUCAUGGAAGCCUUUGCUCUCCUGGCCCUGCAGUUCUGCGAUGGCGAGAAUCUGAUAUCCCUGUACUGGUCCACGUGGACCAUGACUCAGGUCGGGUCGCUAAUAGCGAUGAUGGGUAUCAUUCUCGCCAUGGCACACUCAUUGAGAAACAGAAGGCACCCGCCAUGGGCCCUUGCUUUAGGAACACCAGUUCUCGUUAUCGCCGGGCUGCUGCACCUCCUUCACGACUGCGUAAAGAAGCGAAUCAACAAGUUCAUGCAAGGCCCUACAAGGAGGAAUAGCGUUCUUUCUCUUCCACUCGCUAACAGCCGGCGGUGUUUUAGGAACACCAUUCAGGGAAACGUUGAAGACGACUUUGAGAAUUCGACCUCUGUUCUGGGCGAAUUUAUUGGAUUUACAGUGGAUGGUGGCCCCAUUGUCCGCUUCAGCGCUCCCAUUCCCCUGAAUCUCGACUCUGAUGGUGGAGCCGAGUUACUAGGAUAUUUUGAUGGCACUCGGCCUGUGAUAGCGUACCAGAAAGGAUCCAUACAGUUUGUGCCUGCGCCAUCAAAGGGAAAAGCACCUGAGCAGAAUGAUCCUCAGCAGCCAGAAGAGGAGAAAUGUGAGGACAGGAUACAGGUAGUCCUAUCGGAGACAGUGUAG
This is a messenger RNA of Trichoderma atroviride IMI 206040, 915 nucleotides long. Lineage: Eukaryota; Fungi; Ascomycota; Sordariomycetes; Hypocreales; Hypocreaceae. The record is from RefSeq and is a predicted model, not a curated record.